GCGAUGUCCUCCGCGCCCGGGUGGCAGAGCGGGAGAUGGCUUGCCUCGUGUGCGGCGCUUCCCGCAGUGCUUUGCUGUCUUUGAGUGCUUCGACGGGGAAACUAGACAACGAGUGCUUGCCUGGGAGAGUGGAAACGAGUUCCCGAGUGACCGGGUGUUUCUGCCACCGCUUUUGGCCGCUCCUCUGCCUUCCUCAGGGUUCUACGGGUAGUAACAGUAGCGGUGACUGGCUGCUGCCAUCGUACCCAAGAGAAGUGUGCUGUUCUUGCGAAGGAGGCCAAAGAUAACGCUUUCUGCAGGCUAGCAGCUGUAUCUCAUGUUUGCGUAGCAAUGUUUUCGCUCUUCCUUGAUGAGGAGUGGUGAGCUCAGCGCGCUCCGGGUGAACUAAAAAUCAGCUAUGCACAGGACUGGAAUUUGACAUGGUACACAGAAAAUCCAGACUUCACGCAAUGCUUUCAGAACACAGUCCUACUCUGGAUUCCUUGCAUUUACCUGUGGGUCUGCUUCCCAGUGUACUACUUACACCUUCGGUAUCAUGAUAGGGGGUACAUACAAAUGUCAAGCCUCAACAAAGCCAAAACAGCUUUGGGUGUAAUGCUGUGGAUAGUCUGCUGGGCAGACCUUUUCUACUCUUUCUGGGAAAGAAGUCAAAAUAUUUUUCGAGCUCCAUUUUUUCUCAUAGGGCCUACGGUAUUGGGUAUAACAAUGUUGCUUGCCACUUUUUUAAUACAAUAUGAAAGGCUAAAAGGAGUCCAGUCUUCAGGUGUAAUGAUGAUUUUCUGGCUCAUCUCAUUGUCGUGUGCCACAGUGAUUCUUAGAUCCAAAAUAAUUCAUGCCUUAAAUACGGGUGCUGAAGUAGAUUCCUUCCGUUAUGCCACCUUCUGCAUCUACUUCAUCCUGUUAUUUGUGCAGCUCAUCCUGUGUUGUUUUCCAGAACGACCACCAUUGUUUUCUGAAACAAUAAAUGAUCCUAAUCCAUGUCCAGAGUUCGGUGCUUCUUUCCUCUCCAGAAUCACAUUCUGGUGGAUCACUGGGUUGAUGAUUCAGGGUUAUCGGAGACCUUUGGAAGCCAGUGAUUUGUGGUCGCUAAAUAAGGAGGACAAAUCAGAGGAGAUAGUGCCAGGUUUGGCUAGAAACUGGGCAAAAGAAUGGGCCAAGACCAAGAGGCAACCAUUAAAUGUGUCAUACUCGCACAAAAAUCAGCAAAAAUCAAGCAACACAAAUGGUGAUGUGACAGAAGAGGCUGAAGCUUUGAUUAUAAAACCAUCUCAGAAGAACUCUGAAGCAUCUUUAUUCAAGGUGUUAUAUAAAACCUUUGGACCGUAUUUUUUCAUGAGCUUCCUGUUUAAAGUUGCACAUGAUCUCUUGAUGUUUGCAGGCCCAGAAAUUCUGAAAUUGCUAAUCAACUUUGUAAAUGACGAAGCUGCCCCAAACUGGCAUGGCUACUUUUAUACAGGGCUGCUGUUCGUUUGUGCCUGUCUUCAGACACUGAUUCUUCACCAGUAUUUUCAUAUUUGCUUUGUAACUGGAAUGAGGCUCAAAACAGCUAUUGUUGGUGUAAUUUACCGAAAGGCACUUGUUAUCACAAAUUCUGCUAGAAAGGCUUCUACUGUGGGUGAGAUUGUGAAUCUGAUGUCUGUGGAUGCUCAGAGAUUCAUGGACUUGGCUACCUAUAUAAACAUGAUUUGGUCUGCACCUCUCCAGGUGAUACUAGCACUGUACUUAUUGUGGCAGAAUUUAGGUGCCUCAGUGCUGGCAGGUGUGGCUGUCAUGAUCCUUCUGGUUCCGAUAAAUGCUGUGAUGGCAGUGAAGACAAAAACCUAUCAGGUGGCUCAAAUGAAGAGCAAAGACGACAGAAUUAAGCUGAUGAAUGAAAUUCUCAAUGGGAUUAAAGUUCUGAAACUUUAUGCUUGGGAAUUAGCCUUCAGAGAGAAGAUAUUAGAGAUCAGACAGAAAGAACUUAAAGUCCUAAAACAAUCUGCUUACCUUGCUGCAGUGGCAACCUUCACUUGGGUUUGUGCUCCUUUUUUGGUUGCCUUGUCCACCUUUACUGUUUAUGUCACAGUAGACAGGAACAACAUCUUGGAUGCUCAGAAGGCAUUUGUUUCCCUAGCAUUAUUCAACAUCCUCAGGUUUCCAUUGAACAUGCUUCCUAUGGUCAUCAGCAGCAUAGUAGAAGCCAGUGUCUCCUUGAAGCGCCUGAGGGUGUUCCUGUCUCAUGAAGAGUUAGAUCCAGAUAGCGUAAUCAGAGGUCCUGCCACAGAGACUGGAGGAUGCAUUGUUGUAAAGAAUGCAACGUUUAGCUGGUCCAAAAGUGAUCCUCCUUCACUGAACAGCAUUAAUUUCAGUGUUCCUGAAGGCUCCUUGGUAGCUGUUGUUGGUCAAGUUGGCUGUGGAAAGUCUUCAUUGCUCUCUGCAUUACUGGGCGAGAUGGACAAAAAGGAAGGAUACGUGGUUGUCAAGGGCUCAGUAGCCUUCGUUCCUCAGCAAGCCUGGGUCCAAAAUGCAACACUGGAAGAUAACAUUAUCUUUGGAAGGGAGAUGAAUGAGAGCCAGUACAAGCGUGUGCUUGAGGCUUGUGCACUGCUGCCUGAUAUUGAGAUUCUUCCUAGUGGAGACAAAACAGAAAUAGGAGAGAAGGGGGUAAAUUUGUCUGGAGGACAGAAGCAGCGAGUCAGUCUUGCUCGGGCGGUUUACUGUAAUGCAGACGUCUAUUUGUUUGAUGAUCCUUUAUCAGCUGUUGAUGUUCAUGUGGGGAAACAUAUUUUUGAAAAAGUUAUUGGACCCAAAGGAAUCCUGAAAAAUAAAACACGGCUUUUGGUAACCCAUGCAAUCAACUAUCUGCCUCAAAUGGAUACAAUCCUGGUGAUAUCUGAUGGAAAAAUCUCCGAGAUGGGCUCCUACCAGGACCUGCUGAAGCAAGAUGGGGCUUUUGCUGAGUUUCUUCGUACAUAUGCUAAUGCUGAGCAAAGCAUGGAGAACAGUGAUACAAAUAGUCCAUCUGGAAAGGAAGAAAAACAUGUUGAAAAUGGAGUCCUCAUGAAUGAAGCCCCUGGAAAAUUGGUACAUCGACAACUCAGCAACUCUUCAACAUACAGCAGAGAUGCUGGGAAGUCACAGCAGCAGAGCAGCACAGCAGAGCUACAGAAGCCGCUUGCGGAAAAGAAUUCCUGGAAACUGACAGAGGCUGACACAGCGAAGACCGGCAGGGUAAAGGCAACAGUGUACUGGGACUACAUGAAAGCAAUUGGGCUCUUUAUCUCUUUCUUGAGCAUUUUCCUCUUUAUAUGUAAUCAUGUAGCAUCUCUGGCUUCCAACUACUGGCUGAGUUUAUGGACAGAUGAUCCUAUUGUCAAUGGGACACAGCAGUACACGGAUGUCAGGCUGGGAGUGUAUGCAGCACUGGGAAUUUCUCAAGGUAUUGCUGUGUUUGGCUACUCGAUGGCUGUGUCCAUAGGGGGAAUACUUGCAUCACAACACCUGCACCAUAACCUGCUGCACAGUGUCCUCAGGUCUCCAAUGAGCUUUUUUGAACGUACACCCAGUGGGAAUCUGGUGAACCGUUUCUCCAAGGAAAUAGAUACCAUUGACUCCACCAUUCCACCAAUCAUCAAGAUGUUCAUGGGCUCGACAUUUAACGUGAUUGGGGCUUGUAUCGUCAUUCUGCUGACCACACCUAUAGCUGCUGUCAUCAUUCCACCUCUGGGACUUAUGUACUUGUUUGUACAGAGAUUUUAUGUGGCCACUUCUCGCCAGCUCAAGCGCCUCGAGUCUGUCAGUCGUUCCCCUGUAUAUUCUCACUUCAAUGAGACUCUCCUGGGAGUCAGUGUCAUUCGAGCCUUUGAGGAGCAGAAACGUUUCAUAAAGCAGAACGACAUCAAAGUGGAUGAAAAUCAGAAAGCUUAUUAUACAGGCAUUGUUGCAAACAGGUGGCUGGCUGUCCGUCUGGAGUAUGUGGGGAACUGUAUUGUCCUCUUUGCAGCACUGUUUGCAGUGAUUGCCCGCAGCAAACUCAGUGCAGGACUGGUUGGCCUCUCGGUGUCCUACUCACUGCAGGUUACAGCAUACUUGAACUGGCUGGUUCGCAUGUCAUCCGACCUGGAGAGCAACAUUGUUGCUGUUGAAAGAGUCAAGGAAUAUGUUGAGAUGGAGAAGGAGGCUGAAUGGAGUAUUGAACAAACUGCACCACCAAGUACCUGGCCCGAGGAAGGGAAGAUUGAGUUUCGAGGUUAUGGUUUACGCUACCGGGAAGACUUGGAUUUGGUUCUGAAAAACAUAAAUGUUACCAUAAAUGGGGGUGAGAAGAUUGGAAUAGUUGGAAGAACAGGAGCUGGAAAAUCCUCACUUACUUUAGGUUUGUUUAGGAUUAAUGAAGCAGCUGAGGGAGAAAUUAUUAUUGAUGGAAUUAAUAUUGCAAAGAUAGGGCUGCAUGACUUGCGGUUCAAGAUCACCAUCAUCCCUCAGGAUCCAGUAUUGUUUUCUGGCUCUCUGCGUAUGAAUCUUGAUCCUUUUAACCAACACUCCGAUGAAGAUGUUUGGAGGUCUUUGGAACUGUCUCACCUGAAAACCUUUGUGUCAUCCCUUCCUGAAAAACUUAAUCAUGAGUGUGCUGAAGGUGGAGAGAACCUCAGUGUGGGACAGCGCCAGCUGAUCUGCCUGGCACGAGCUCUCCUCAGGAAGUCCAAAAUCCUGGUUCUAGAUGAAGCCACAGCUGCUGUUGAUCUUGAAACAGAUAACCUUAUACAGUCAACAAUAAAAUCUCAAUUUGAAGAAUGUACUGUAUUAACUAUAGCACAUCGGCUGAACACAAUCAUGGACUACACAAGAGUUUUAGUCCUGGACAGAGGAGAAGUGGUAGAGUGUGGUAGCCCAGACCACCUACUUCAGGAUAAAGGCAUUUUCUAUAGCAUGGCCAAAGAUUCCGGCUUGGUGUAGCAUUUGAACUUGGUUAGUUCCUGUGGAGAAGAGGGAGGUGACACAUUGAGAGAACUGCAACUUCUCCCGUGCUGAUGUGAACAGUGCAGUUCACUUUCAGACCUAGUGAAGUCAGCCAGAGCGUGGCAAUGGAAAAAAUGCACUCUUCUUUCCUUUUCUUCACAUGUCUCCUUGUCACUGAUUGUAGCCAACUUGAGGAGAAGCACAUCCACCGUGCAUGGCACUUCCCAGGAGUCUGUUUCACGCUCAAUUGUCAGGCAGAGUGAGUCAGCAGAGAAGUUCUGAAAAACUUUUCCUUUCCAUCUGUUGUUCUGAAGCCUCCCUCUGUAUGUUUUUUUUUUUCCUGUUUCAAAUAUUUUUGCAAAUGCUAGUUAUUUGCUUGUUUGCUGAUUCCUCAUUUGAGCCAUCUAUUGUGGGAUGCAUUUGGAACAUUUUGUGGCAUAUAGUACUAUAGUCCAAAGAAUUUUCUUCUUGUGAAAUAACAUGUGUGCCAGACUUUCUCAUUAUGGCAUUUACUGUAUAUGGUUAAUGCUUUUAUGCAUUCUCCUCAAGGUUUCAUGUGUUUACAGUGUCUAGCAGCAAGUCCACCGUCACGUCAGUAGGGCUGAUGUGAAAAGUCAACUUCAAAGCAGUACUUGAGCAUGUCUAGAAUGACAAUCACUCCAAAACCAAAUUUGUGCAGCAGUUGGUGUGUUGCAGUAUGCAGUACCUCACCUUACCCCUGGCUCACUCAGCAAUUCUGACCUUGGCUAGUGAAUCCUGGUUGGGCCUGUGGAUUUGAGGCUGAGAAGGGAGGACUUGCCCGAGCAGAGGUUGCAGGCUGGGCGUGGUAUUGAUUGUAAUACCCUUGGCUUUGGCAGUUCUGUGCUUUAAUAGAAGUUCUGUCACAUCAAGGACCAUUAGCCUUAUACUGAAGACACAUGCCCUUCAUGCUGCUGCUGUUGACUCUUGAAUUUUGUGGGAAAUUGUUCUGUUACAAUUUUUUUUUUGAAGUUCUACUGGUUUUAAAGUUUUGUGUCAGGAGGGUCUAACAAUUUGAUUAUCAGUAGAGUCUGCUUUUCAAGAUCUGUGUUGAAUGUUCAGUUUUCUGUGGGAAGAAAAAAGUUACUUUUUCUCAUGUUCUGAUUAGUCUUAUUUUAAAGGAAAAUGCUGGAAGAAAGCAAACUGAAUCGGAUGGACCCAAAUACUCAGCACUCUGAGAAUGUGGACUUCUGUGAACGAUAUUGCUGACCUUAAUACUAGACAAGUCUUCUUUAGAGUAAAACUAUUUAUUUUUUUGUAAAUUAUGACUCUCUGAAAUGGAAUAGACUGAAAUUUUCUUUGGUAUUUUUUGUAAUGACUAUACAAAUAUUUGCAAAGAACUUGCAGUAAAAACCAAAAAGUUUUAAAGGUAA
Molecule: messenger RNA, 6329 nt
Organism: Colius striatus (speckled mousebird)
Lineage: Eukaryota; Metazoa; Chordata; Aves; Coliiformes; Coliidae
Gene: ABCC1
Product: ATP binding cassette subfamily C member 1 (ABCC1 blood group)
Exons: 31
Coding region: 556-4935 (1459 amino acids)
Biological process (GO): xenobiotic transport; glutathione transmembrane transport
Cellular component (GO): basolateral plasma membrane
Molecular function (GO): glutathione transmembrane transporter activity; ABC-type xenobiotic transporter activity; ATP binding
Source: RefSeq, a predicted model, not a curated record